Molecule: messenger RNA, 724 nt
Organism: Mycena citricolor
Lineage: Eukaryota; Fungi; Basidiomycota; Agaricomycetes; Agaricales; Mycenaceae
Source: the annotation of a GenBank genome assembly
GCUUUGUCUUUACCCAGCGCCGCCGAAAUCUUGCCGUGCAGCCAAGACGCAGGGUUCAAAGCGCCGAUCACAGGAACAGCACCAGACGACUUGGUUUUGGAAUACUGGGAGAGAGUGAGUGGGAAGGGCCGUCAGCGGGUUGGGCGCGUGCCUGUUCUGUGCACGGCAGAUUGAACAGCAGGACACACCAAAGUCUUCGAAGCCGAAUGGAAGAAUGCGACAUCCUUGUUUACCAUCCCGGAGAAGUAGCUGACGAAGCGGUCAGCAACCGGCGAUAUUUCACGCAUAGGUGGCCCACCAGGCCUGGAUCUGCGUCCCGUGAGGAAGGAUACUCUGAAGGCGGGGAGGCACCACUCACGUCGUGCUCGAAACCGUACUUGGUGUCAGAUGCAUCGCGGCCCCAGACUCCGUCGAAAUGAAGCGACUUGUCCGCUCGUUCAACUGCUGCCGCAGGCCCGAACACCUUAGCGGAGGGGUAAGCCUUCUUGAAUUCACCGAGAUACAGAUGGUGAACAGAAUUAGCGCUGAUGAUAUACCUGGAAGGGUUUGGCUGUGAUUGCGGGGGAAACUAAACAGACGCACUGUACAGGACCCAACUCAUCUAUCUUCGCCUUGGUCUCAGGGUUUAAAGGCGUGGAGGCAAGUACCCAGACGCCACCAUCGCUGAGUUUGAUAGCGGUUGACCUUCCACCGAUUGGCAUGAUCCCAAAACGAGCAAAAGGAC